AUGUCAACCCGUGCGAACACAAAAGCCCGUCCAGAGGCUGUGGACCAGGACAGGAGAGCUGCUGCCGCUGCUGCUGCUGAAAGGAGAAAACAAGAGAGUUCCCGACGUGGGACCACGACUGCAAACCCAAAUCAUGGUUCACUUGCGCAGAAACUGGACCAGCAGCGCAAAUCACCAUUGAGACCAGAGGAGCAAUUACCAGAGCGGGUAGUGCGACAUCCAGCCUUGCCAAUAUAUGCCCCAUGGCUACAACAUGUUUGGGAGCAUGCGGAUCUUGUUCCAAGUGGACAUGUCCCCGUUGUUCGUCCCGGUGUCGACAAGGAGUCCCAAGUUCAAGUCGUAUAUAGCAACGAGCCACUGCCGAUUACCAACCCCUAUCCAAUUCAAGUCAAUUCACCACGUUCUCGGGUGACCUUACUUUUGGAAUUGGUCGGUGUCGUCGAGUGUCACCUACGCCCAUCAAAAGAUAUCCGCAAACGGCUUCGCGGUCAUCUUACUUCUGAGGGCACGCUCAUUGUCAAUGUUCCUGCGACUGCUUGGGGAACUGGACGCUUCAGCAAGCUUGACGUCUUCGAGGCGUUGUGCAGCGAACUUGUUGCGGCAAGCUUGAAUGUGCAGGCGCCGAGCAACAAGCUUGUUUAUGAACUGCUCGGGCACCUUCGCCGCGAUGUGACCGUCCGCUUUAUUGAGAAUAUGAAUGUCUCAACAGCACAGCUACUUAAUAUUCGGCCCGGCUCGUAUGACCAAACGCGAACCUUGUAUAUCUACGAUAAUUCCGACCCCCAAGUCUUGGUUCUCAGCGAGCAAGACCCUCGGUGUAGCCGACUUGGUAUUAUGGCAUGGGAAGCCAAUAAUACAUCCACUCGCUCCUCUCAUACCAUCCUCAUCAACAUUCAAGGAGCCCAGCAGACUCCCUUGAAUCUCGACCCAGCCAUUGUACAAGCCAUCAAGCAAUGCUUGGAGUUGGAGUAA
Molecule: messenger RNA, 972 nt
Organism: Serendipita indica DSM 11827
Lineage: Eukaryota; Fungi; Basidiomycota; Agaricomycetes; Sebacinales; Serendipitaceae
Source: the annotation of a GenBank genome assembly